Messenger RNA from Cryphonectria parasitica EP155, 1170 nucleotides. RefSeq names its product family 28 glycoside hydrolase. The record is from RefSeq and is a predicted model, not a curated record. Lineage: Eukaryota; Fungi; Ascomycota; Sordariomycetes; Diaporthales; Cryphonectriaceae. The annotation marks the transcript as partial. The transcript has 8 exons. Gene Ontology annotation, biological process: carbohydrate metabolic process. Gene Ontology annotation, molecular function: polygalacturonase activity.
CCCUUUGCAGCAGCACAGACCUGGAAUAAAACCUGCAUCAUUCCAGCAAGUGGCAAUGGCACCGACGACGGCCCGGCCAUCCGACAGGCUUUCCAGAAUUGCGGUACGAAUGGCCGUAUCGUCUUCCAAGAGAACAGCACCUACGAUAUACAGACAGUCUUGCAGCUUCACAACCUCAGUAACGUCCAGGUGGACCUAAGAGGCACCCUUCUCUUCUCGACCGAUGUUCGGUACUGGAUACAGCACGGCUCGCACUACUACUUCCAGAACAUAUCCAUUGCUAUGGAAUUCUCUGGAGAAGACAUCACCAUCGAUGGUCAUGAUACCGGCGUCAUUGAUGGUCAGGGACAAGUGUGGUAUGACCUGGCUCUGGGGAUAGGUGGACUCUUUGGACGCCCGAUCCCCUUCAGUCUCCGAAAUGUCUCGAAUGCCGUGGCCAAAAACUUCAAGAUCCUCCAGUCUGGAAAAUGGAACUUUGUAAUGGUAGAGUCGAAGAAUAUUCUGGUGGAUAACAUCUACAUCUCGAGCACCUCGGAUGAUUAUCAAGCAAAUCCUGGGAAUCUGGGUAACACCGACGGGUUUGACACAGUGAAUUGCGACAAUAUCACGAUACAGAAUAGUUUUGUCAAUUCUGGUGAUGAUUGCGUUAGCUCAACAAACAUACGCGUGAAUAAUCUCACCUGUGUGAAUACCGCCGGUAUUGCGAUCGGUAGCCUAGGGCAGUAUGAGGGUGUGUUUGAUGUGGUAGAAAAUGUCACAGUAGAGGACGUUUCGCUAAUAGGAAGCCGCACUGGGGCAUAUCUGAAAACAUACAUGGGCAAGGCGACGUACUAUCCUCCACAAGGAGGAGGGAACGGGACAGGAUCGGUGAAGAAUGUUUUGUUCAAAAACUUCUACAUUGAAAAUAUCACCGCGUCUCCGGUGCUGCUCCAGCAGUGCACCGCCUGGGCGGGCUGGGGAGUGCCAUCAUGCAACGAGUACCCCGCGACUGGAUUCACUUUCGACAAUAUAACGUGGACGAACUUUACUGGCUGGAUGAACGAGACAGUAGGGACCGACACAGUAUCUCUGGCUUGUUCGCCUUACUCGAAAUGCUCAAACUUUCAGUGGAAUAAUAUCACUGUAGUGCCAGCGAAUGGGACGGCGACAGGAGAGUGCACAAACGUGGAU